Molecule: messenger RNA, 653 nt
Organism: Ornithorhynchus anatinus (platypus)
Lineage: Eukaryota; Metazoa; Chordata; Mammalia; Monotremata; Ornithorhynchidae
Product: transmembrane serine protease 11D
Exons: 5
Coding region: 111-653 (180 amino acids)
Source: RefSeq, a predicted model, not a curated record
AUCUUCCGCCGUCCCAUAAAUAACAAAAACAUGAGAUGUUGAUUCUUUGCCUGGAAAUCUCAGAGCGGUGUAUAAGUUGAACGAAGGAUCCCUUCUUACGCCGGUAAAGAAUGUAUCGGCCUGCCUGGGUGUCCCAGCCUCCCAGAUCGUUCAACCCAUGGACCAUCGCUCUGCUGGUCGGAGUGACCGUGGUUAUAUUGGCAUUGGUGAUUGGCCUCCUCGUCUACUUCUUGGCCUUCGAUCAGAAGCUACUCUACUACAAAGGCACGAUCCAAAUCACCAAUGUCCAGUAUACCUCGCAGCUGCAAGUACCGACAUCACCACAAUACAGAGAUCUGUGUAAGAAAAUUGAGAAUAUGAUAGAAGCUACCUUUAAUCAGUCGGAACUGAGCAAACAGUUCAUCAAGUCUCACGUCGUCAGGCUGAGACCGAGCAGCAGAGGUGUGGACGCAGACAUCAUGAUGAAAUUUCGCUUCAGGGCCAGGAACAACGGAGCCUCCAUCAAGAGCAAAAUCGAGAAGAUUUUGGUCGAGCAGCUGGGGACAACGGAGACACUGCAAAUAAAUCCCUUCUCAACUGAGAUAACAUGCAAGUCACAGGGUUUUUUCAGGCUAAGCUAUCUUGAGCCAUCCACCCUCCUCCAGCUGCCCUGA